Messenger RNA from Sinocyclocheilus rhinocerous, 1839 nucleotides. RefSeq names its product peptidase, mitochondrial processing subunit beta (gene pmpcb). Gene Ontology annotation, cellular component: mitochondrion. Gene Ontology annotation, molecular function: metalloendopeptidase activity; metal ion binding. Bases 493 to 1821 code for a protein of 442 amino acids. The transcript has 12 exons. NCBI's taxonomy places the organism in Eukaryota, Metazoa, Chordata, Actinopteri, Cypriniformes, Cyprinidae. The record is from RefSeq and is a predicted model, not a curated record.
AACUUACUCGGAGCUGCCAUGUGGUGGUCGUAUAAGUGAACUUACCUUGUUUUAGUAUUAUUUACAUCCAAUAAUGAUGACUGUUCACUAGGGUUUCUAAAUAUGUCUGCCAGAUAUUCCAUGUAUUUUCUCAAUUAAAAUAUUAAGUAAUAGUUUUAGAUCAAUCAUGCCACACUGCAUGUUUGCAAAAACAUCGAAUAAAUGUCACAUAAAUACAAAUUUGGCGUAUGUGUGUUUUUCACUUUGACUCAGAGCUGGCAUCUGCUGGUCAUAUAAGUGAGUUGAAUCAUGUAGUUUGACAUUUCGCCACAAGACGGCGUAAAAAUGAGAAGAUCAAGCGGUGGAUGGGCUGAAACCAAUUCUCCAUGUGACCUAAAUUAUCCACACAAAAAAAGGAAAUAAUUAUUAGUCUGUGCCGGAAGCACGUUGCAUGACGUAAGCGUUCUUCUGUCCAAUCGGAACGCGUCUUUUUGACAGCGUCACCCAAACAGCAUGGCGGCGUCCGUACAGCGUUUCGGCGCAGCAGGGAGACACUUUAUAAAGAAUUUAUUGAACCCAAGAACCUUUAACAGGACCAGAUCCACUCAGGCUGUCAGUCAGGUGGAUUUAAAUGUACCUGAGACGAAGGUCACGAACCUUGAUAACGGGCUCAGGGUGGCAUCUGAAGACUCUGGUCUGAUCACAUGCACGGUGAGUUCAGCAUCAGCUCAGGUGGCUGAGGAAUCUGAUGAUCGAACAUUAAAAUUAGGUAAUAAUAAUAACAGAAAAGCCAUAAAGUACUACGCUAAAGCUUUCUCCAAAGAUCUGCCCAGAGCGGUGGAAAUCCUUGCGGACAUCAUUCAGAACAGCACGCUGGGAGAGGCCGAGAUCGAGCGCGAGCGUGGCGUCAUUCUCCGAGAGAUGCAGGAAGUGGAGACCAACCUGCAGGAAGUGGUCUUCGAUUACCUGCACGCUACAGCCUAUCAGGAAACACCUCUCGGGAGAACCAUCCUGGGGCCUACGGAGAACAUCAAAACUAUAAAUCGAGGGGAUCUGGUGGAAUACAUCACAACACACUACAAGGGCCCGAGGAUUGUAUUAGCUGCAGCCGGAGGCGUGUCGCAUAAUGAGCUCAUCGAUUUGGCUAAAUAUCAUUUUGGAAAGCUGCCGGCUAGAUACAGCGGAGAGACUUUACUGCCCUGCCAUUUCACCGGCAGUGAGAUCCGCGUGCGAGAUGAUAAGAUGCCUCUGGCUCAUAUAGCCAUCGCCGUGGAGGCCGUCGGCUGGUCGCAUCCAGACACUAUCCCGCUCAUGGUGGCCAACACGCUCAUCGGGAACUGGGAUCGCUCGCUCGGUGGCGGGAUGAACUUGUCCGGUAAGCUGGCCCAGAUGGCGUGUCAGGGGAACCUGUGCCACAGCUUCCAGUCCUUCAACACCUGCUACACCGACACGGGCCUGUGGGGGCUUUACAUGGUGUGCGAACCGGGAACCGUCAGCGACAUGAUGCGCUUCACGCAGCUGGAAUGGAUGUCUCUGUGUACGAGCGUGACUGAAAGCGAGGUGAACCGAGCCAAAAACCUGCUGAAGACAAACAUGCUGCUUCACCUGGACGGAUCCACUCCCAUCUGUGAGGACAUCGGCCGGCAGAUGCUGUGUUACAGCCGCAGGAUUCCUCUGCACGAGCUGGAGGCCAGAAUAGAUGCCAUAGACGCCACAACCAUCAAAGACGUGUGUAUGAAAUACAUCUAUAAUAAAGCUCCUGCUAUAGCAGCUGUUGGUCCGAUCGAGCAGCUCCCGGACUAUAACAGCAUCCGCGGCGGCAUGCAUUGGUUUCGGCCGUGAGGAAGUGAAGCAGCACAG